CUGAAGAAAGGCACUCUGUGACCCGAGCCUACUUGUCUUUCCCAACUGCGUAACUGGUCCUAGAAAAGAUACUACCAAACAAGCCGUGCUUCUCAAACAAGGAGAGAUUAUUCACAAUGUCUUUCAAGAAAGAAGGUGCCCACAAGAAAUGGGCUGCCUUAAAGGAGAAGCUUGGGCCCCAGGAGAGCGACCAGACAGAGGCCAACCUGGAAAAUGCAGAGCCAGAGCUGUGCAUUCGCCUCCUCCAAAUCCCUUCUGUGGUGAACUACUCUGGGCUCAAGAAGCGGCUGGAGAGCAGCGAUGACAGCUGGAUGGUCCAGUUCCUGGAACUGUGUGGCCUCGAUCUGCUCCUAGAAGCCCUGGACAGGCUGUCUGGGCGAGGAGUGUCCAAGAUUUCUGAUGCCUUGCUUCAGCUCACCUGCAUUAAUUGUGUACGAGCAGUAAUGAACUCCCAAAGGGGAAUUGAAUACAUUGUGGACAAUGAAGGCUACAUCAGAAAACUCUCUCAAGCACUAGACACAUCUAACGUCAUGGUGAAGAAGCAGGUGUUUGAACUGCUAGCUGCACUCUGCAUGUACUGUCCCAGUGGCCAUGCUCUGGCUUUGGAUGCUCUGGACCAUUACAAGACCGUGAAGAACCAGCAGUAUCGGUUCAGUGUCAUAAUGAAUGAGCUCUCGACCACAGAUAAUGUACCUUACAUGGCAACACUGCUAAGUGUCAUCAAUGCGAUAAUACUGGCGACAGAAGACCUAAGAGUCAGAGUGCAAAUCAGAAAUGAGUUUAUUGGUCUGCAGUUGUUGGAUAUGUUGAACAAACUAAGGUAA
This is a messenger RNA of Alligator sinensis (Chinese alligator), 824 nucleotides long. RefSeq names its product inverted formin-2. Bases 117 to 824 code for a protein of 235 amino acids. Gene Ontology annotation, molecular function: small GTPase binding; actin binding. The record is from RefSeq and is a predicted model, not a curated record. Gene Ontology annotation, biological process: actin cytoskeleton organization. The transcript has 5 exons. NCBI's taxonomy places the organism in Eukaryota, Metazoa, Chordata, Crocodylia, Alligatoridae.